Messenger RNA from Musa acuminata subsp. malaccensis (wild Malaysian banana), 1304 nucleotides. Its product is annotated as serine/arginine-rich splicing factor RS41. NCBI's taxonomy places the organism in Eukaryota, Viridiplantae, Streptophyta, Magnoliopsida, Zingiberales, Musaceae. Gene Ontology annotation, molecular function: mRNA binding. The record is from RefSeq and is a predicted model, not a curated record. Gene Ontology annotation, cellular component: nucleus; cytoplasm.
GUCAAGGUCUAUUUUCUGUGGCAACUUGGAUUAUGAUGCUCGCCAUUCUGAGCUUGAGCGACUAUUUAGCAGAUAUGGGAAGGUUGACAGGGUGGAUAUGAAGUCAGGAAUAUAUUGGAGAAUACAUGCUCUUCCUUGCUUGUUGGGCUAAGCAUUCGACUUUCCUUCCAAUGCCUGAGUUCAUAUUGCCUCUUUCCAGAGAGCUGAUCCAUUCUGCAAUUCAGUCGCAUUUCAUUCACAUGGAAACAUUCUCCACAAGACUAUUGCCUUUAGUUUCUUGUGAACUUAGCCCUGCCUUCCAUCCCAACCAUGUUUCCAUCCUGAACCGCCUGGCUGGAGAAUGUAUGGAGGAGGCCCUCUAUGUACCAUGGCCUACCACAAUUCCUGCCUUUUCCCUGACGUCAUUAGUUCAACAUUUUACAAGGGUUUGCUUUUAUUUAUAUGGAUGAUGAGCGUGAUGCUGAAGAUGCAAUACGUGGACUUGAUCGGUUAGAGUUUGGCAGACAUGGGCGGCGGCUUCGUGUCGAGUGGACAAAGCAAGAACGAAACAGCAGAAGGUCUGGUGGUUCAAGAAAACCAUCAGCUAACACAAGACCUUCAAAGACUUUGUUUGUCAUAAACUUUGACCCAAUUGACACCAGGACACGGGAUUUGGAGCGGCAUUUUGAGCCAUAUGGAAAAAUUUUGAAUGUUAGGAUUAGAAGGAACUUUGGCUUUGUCCAGUUUGACUUACAGGAGGAUGCUACAAAAGCUUUGGAAGCCACCCACAUGAGCAAGUUGAUGGAUCGGGUGAUCUCUGUGGAGUAUGCUGUCCGUGAUGACGAUGAAAGAAGAAAUGGCUAUAGCCCUGACCGUAGAGGCCGGGAAAGGUCAAGAAGCCGUGAUCGUGGGCGAUCUUUAAGUCCUUAUGGCAGACGUGUGGAGAGGGCUAGCCCUGAUUAUGGUCGUGGUCCCAGUCCAUAUACCAAGGCCGACGAGAGGGUUAGUCCUAACUAUGAAAGAGCUCGGAGUCCUGCUCAUGACAGGGACUAUAGUCGCUCGCCAUGAAGGCACCAAAGAUCUUGGGACAAAGUUCUGGUACCUGCGAAAGCAAAAAACUAUGAUGCAGUGUAGCUUAUAUUAUUUAGAUGUUUUGUUCUCUCUGCAUUUAGCAGUGUUCACCGUUCCAUUCUAUGCAAGGACUUUAGCUUUUCUGUUUCUUAUUAGAAAUUAGGCUUUGGAAUGUGCUUCUGCACUUAUCUUUAUUUUUGACUAUUGUAGAACUCUUCAGUUUUAUUUCAAGCACAUUCCUUAGUUCCACAGGA